AUGGAAAGGAAAGGCUGUCCAUUCUGUACAAAUUAUAGGAAAAAACUUGGGGAAGAAAAAGGGGGACUGGAAACGACACUACAUAUUACCUUUAUUUUUAGUACUUGGACAAUUCCUUUUUGGCUUAUCUUCUUUCCAUAUUUAUUUAUUUGUUGGUUGGUGCAGUUAAUUACAAAUAUUUCCAAUUUGCAUUUGAGUCUUAAUUAUGUAUUUUUUAAUUUUUUUAAAAAUUUUUAA
Meloidogyne enterolobii is the source of this 237-nucleotide messenger RNA. The record is from the annotation of a GenBank genome assembly. Lineage: Eukaryota; Metazoa; Nematoda; Chromadorea; Rhabditida; Meloidogynidae.